Molecule: messenger RNA, 1898 nt
Organism: Drosophila grimshawi
Lineage: Eukaryota; Metazoa; Arthropoda; Insecta; Diptera; Drosophilidae
Product: H/ACA ribonucleoprotein complex non-core subunit NAF1
Exons: 2
Coding region: 458-1801 (447 amino acids)
Biological process (GO): ribosome biogenesis; box H/ACA snoRNP assembly; pseudouridine synthesis
Cellular component (GO): sno(s)RNA-containing ribonucleoprotein complex
Molecular function (GO): RNA binding
Source: RefSeq, a predicted model, not a curated record
CAAUUAAAACACGUGCGCCUAUUCAACGUGCUGCUGUUUGAAACAAGAAAAAGAAAACAAUAUUAAACGCACUGUUAACCAAUGGCAGCUGUGCCGCCAGAGACGACGGUGCCAGCCGACAUGGAAAAAGAAGCAAUUCUUACACAGGCAGCUACAACUGAAUUAGUUGUACCAGAAACAGAUCCGCAAACUAGCUCAACUAAAAUGGUUGACCCAGUAGCAGAGACAAAGACCACGCCUGAAAUUGAUGACACCAAUAAAAUUAUGGCAGAAGUAAACAGCGAACAAGAGGCAUUAAUUGUAGAGACAAAUACAAUUUCGCAAACAGAAACUGCAAGUAUUUGCCCAAGCUGCCAGAGAAGAACCGGAACUAGCCAAGGAGCCCACAACAGUGCCAAAUGAGCAAAUUGCUGUGCAUGGAAUUAAUCCCACGCCUCAAAUCGAAGCUCAAACAGAAAUGGAAUGCGAAAUAACAGAGUCAAGUGUGGCAAGUGUGACAAAUACGCCAGAAAAAGAGUCCACAUCAAAUGGACUCAGUUUGUUGGCUACGUAUAGCUCCGAUGGGGAUACAGAUACGGAAACUGUACACCAAAUAGACGAUAGCGACAAUGAGGACGAUGUGGUCGAAGUGCCUGUUCCAGCAAAUACUUCUACCGGUUUGCGACAGGUUGUUGCGUUGAGCUCUGGUAGCUCUGAAAGCAGCAGCGACUCGGAUUCGGAGGGUGAGUAUCUUACUGUGCUGCGCAAGAAGAUCGAUAAACGCAUCAAUACGGAGGAAAUCGACGAGGAAGAUGACGAUGAGGAUGAGGAUGGCACACGUCCCACACAUCGCCGUCAGCCGCCCAAGGUGCGUGGUGAAAUGACGUUGGAUGAGUUGCCACCAAUUGAUCAACUAGAGAUUACGGUGCCAGAGGAUGAGUGCAUUGAGCUGGGCAAGGUGCAAUCGAUUGUUGAUCAACUGGUGUUGGUCAGCGUGCUGCCAAAUUCGAUGUUGUUCGAUCUGGACACUGUUCUGUUUCUGGAGAAAGGCCGCAAAGUGCUUGGCCAGGUGUUCGAUGUGCUCGGCCAGGUGGCCGAUCCGCUCUACUGUGUACGCUUCAACACCAAUCAACAAAUCAAGGAUCGAGGCAUUAACAUUGGCGACAUUGUCUAUUGUGCCCCGCAAACGGAGCACACCCAGUUCGUUAUAUUAUCGAAGCUGAUGCAGGUGCGCGGCUCAGAUGCAUCGUGGGAGCAUGAUGUGGAGCCGCCGGCUCGUUUCAUUGACUACUCCGAUGAUGAGGAGGAACGCGAAGCCCGCUGGGAGCAACGCAAAAAGCGUCAACGUGAGCGCACCAAUUCCACAGACUCUGUGGAAACGGUGGCCACUACCAACACGGAGUCAACGGAGUUGGCGCCCCGCCAACGUGGACGUCGCGGCCAACGAGACAGUCGACAUUCGAGCAAUUUCCAAAAUGGCAACCAGCCUCAACAGCAGCAGCAGCAACGGCAACAGCAGCAGAGUCCAGCUCGGGAUACACAGUACAACUAUCAUCCCAGCUAUAAUCCUGGUAGCUGGCACUCCAACUACUAUCACAAUUAUCAUCCGCCGGCGGCCAACUUUAAUAUGAUGCCUGGCAUGGCGUUUCCCAUGCCCCAACAUGGCUAUGGUUAUAUGCAGCCACCGCCACAUCCCUAUGGAAUGCCGCCACCGCAUGCGAUGGCCAUGGCAAUGCCACCACCCCAUAUGUAUCAUCCACAUGCGCCGCCUCAGCAGCCAUCCUACAACCAGCACCAACAGCCGCCCAAUUCAGGCAAUUAGAUUAAGACUAGAGAUACGUUUAACAGACAUGAUUAUAAUUUCUACCUAUAGAACAUGACUUAUGAUUAAUUAAAAACUUAUACAAAAAAUAAGAAAA